Diospyros lotus (date-plum) is the source of this 1356-nucleotide messenger RNA. RefSeq names its product protein LIFEGUARD 2-like. The record is from RefSeq and is a predicted model, not a curated record. The coding region runs from base 427 to 1155 and encodes 242 amino acids. Gene Ontology annotation, cellular component: membrane. NCBI's taxonomy places the organism in Eukaryota, Viridiplantae, Streptophyta, Magnoliopsida, Ericales, Ebenaceae. The transcript has 4 exons.
UAAAUAUUUAGAAAGUCCAAUAAUACUAAAGAACCCUUUUGCGUCCAAAUAUAAUAUAUAUAUAUUUUUUAAAAUUCUGGUGGAGUGAAUUCUAUUAUAUUCUAGAAAAGAAUAAAUAAAGCCUUGAAGCUACCAGAGGCAUCCGUAUACGUUGCUCUGUAGGCGAAUCAAGAAGUUUCCAAUCGCGUGCUUUGCUUCCUCUUCCACUUCCUUAAGAAUCGCUUCUCCGGGAACCACCUUUCUUCAUUGCUCAAUCCUCAAUCCCCUUCUCUUCUCUGCAAGGAAUCAAUCCGUUCCCCCCCCCCGACUUGGUUUGCUUCACACGUCGGUUAACGUGGUUUCCGUUUUCGGCGGGAAGUUGGUUAUCAUUCGGUCGCGAAAUCCGCUGGCUGGUUGGUUGGUUGGUUGGGUAGGGUAAGAAUAGAGAUGUGGCAGACGCCGUACCGGAAAAAUGACGUGGAAUCGGGGGCCAGGCCGCUGUACCCCACCAUGCUGGAGAGCCCGGAGCUCCGCUGGUCCUUCAUCCGCAAGAUUUACUCCAUCCUCACCCUCCAAUUGCUCGUCACCGUGGCUGUUGCCGCCGUCGUCGUCUCCGUUCACCCCAUUGCCGUUUUCUUCUCCACCACGGGGGCCGGCCUCGCCCUCUACAUCGUACUCAUCAUUACCCCUUUCAUCGUUUUGUGCCCUUUGUAUUACUACUCGCAGCGACACCCCGUGAACUAUAUUCUCCUCGGCUUGUUCACGGUGACUCUUGCUUUUGCGGUGGGACUGACCUGUGCUUUCACCAGUGGGAAGGUCAUUCUGGAAUCCGUAAUCUUGACAACUGCGGUAGUUCUAAGUCUCACCCUUUACACAUUCUGGGCCGCAAAGAGAGGCCAUGAUUUCAACUUCCUUGGACCUUUCCUGUUUGGAGCCGUUUUCGUGCUGCUAAUUUUUGCCCUGAUUCAGAUGCUGUUUCCAUUGGGUAAAAUCUCGGUGAUGAUCUAUGGCUGUUUGGCGUCGAUCAUAUUCUGUGGGUACAUAAUAUAUGACACAGACAAUCUCAUCAAGCGCUACUCCUAUGACGAAUACAUUUGGGCUUCUGUGUCGCUCUAUCUCGACAUCAUCAAUCUCUUCUUAUCAAUAUUGACCAUUUUCAGGGCUACUGAUUCCUAGAAAAAGCACAAUUUUCGAAUUCCAAACGCCCUUCUGUAUGGUCCACUGUUUUUUUUUUUUCUCAAAAUUGAUGGGCUUUUGUAAUGAAAAUAGCUGAUUGAAUAAAUCGUACUACUGAUCAAGUUUAAUGGAAACAUUGAGAGCGCAAUUCCCCAAUUUGACGUAGAUUACCACAAGCUUUCUUCAAUUGUGGCAUUUGUU